This is a messenger RNA of Macrobrachium nipponense, 15428 nucleotides long. RefSeq names its product ras-related protein Rab-4B-like (gene Rab4). NCBI's taxonomy places the organism in Eukaryota, Metazoa, Arthropoda, Malacostraca, Decapoda, Palaemonidae. The record is from RefSeq and is a predicted model, not a curated record. Gene Ontology annotation, cellular component: recycling endosome; plasma membrane. The transcript is spliced from 6 exons. Gene Ontology annotation, biological process: Rab protein signal transduction; vesicle-mediated transport; regulation of endocytosis. Bases 224 to 880 code for a protein of 218 amino acids. Gene Ontology annotation, molecular function: GTPase activity; GTP binding.
GACAGUUCUUGGUCUGCUAUUUCACGAAGUGGCGAAGAACAAAUUCUGCUCCGUGUACGUCGCUGUCGUGACAGAUAACAAAAAAUGUUGUGAAUGUGAAAUAUUUCGAUGUUGUAUCAUAUGUGUGAUUAAUACGCAGGAGACCAAUAUACAUAUAUAUAUUUUGUAGAAGACUAACGUAAUAAGAAUUGAGAAACCUUUCAUUACCUACUCUCCAUUCACAAUGUCUGAGUCUUAUGAUUUUUUAUUCAAGUUCCUGGUUAUUGGAAGUGCUGGCACUGGCAAGUCAUGUCUGUUGCAUCAGUUUAUUGAAGGGAAAUUCAAAGCAGAGAGUAACCACACUAUAGGCGUAGAAUUUGGAUCAAAAAUUGUGAAUGUGGGAGGAAAGUCGGUCAAGCUACAGAUUUGGGACACAGCUGGACAAGAAAGGUUCAGAUCUGUCACACGAUCUUAUUACCGCGGUGCUGCAGGAGCCUUGUUAGUGUAUGACUUGACUUCCCGGGACAGUUACAAUGUCCUUGGUAACUGGCUAGGAGAUGCAAGAACAUUAGCUUCACCAAACAUCAUGAUCCUUUGUGUAGGAAACAAAAAAGACUUAGAAGAUGAACGGCAGGUUACUUUUAUGGAGGCCUCGCGUUUUUGUCAAGAAAAUGAACUUAUGUUUAUGGAAGCAAGUGCGCUGACGGGGGAAAAUGUUGAAGAGGCAUUCCUAAAAUGUGCCAAAAGUAUUCUAGCAAAGAUUGAAACAGGUGAGCUUGACCCAGAAAGGAUUGGUUCUGGAAUCCAGUAUGGUGAUGCCACACUACGUCGCCUUAAGCAAACGAACAGCCAGCGUCCGAAGGCAGGUGCUGAGUGCAUGGGUUCUUCUUGUAGGAUUUAAGCUUUAUGAUGCUCAUUGAUGUCUGGUAUGUGUGUGCAUUGUGGUGUUAUCUUAACAUUAUGCUCUUUAGCACUAUGUAUCAUCAUUUGGUUCCCUUUUCAUUUUGGCUCAUACUGAACAGUAAAUUGGUAUGUAUGUACGUAUUUGAUAGCAAGGCCCAUGUCAAGCACUACUUUGUCAUUUAGGGUAAUGGAGGAGUCUUGGUUAUUCACUCCCAAUAAGGUUGCUCUUCAGGCCAGUUUCUUGGUAUUUAGUCUCUCUAGAGUACUGAAUACUGUAUUUCAGUCAAGUUAUGUCAGCUCAUUUUUGGGUGUUGAUGUAAUCUACACCUUUUAUAAAGAUUUAUUAUAAUUUUUAUUAUACAUUGUAUUGUAUUCAUAUCAUGAUUUAGUUAGCAUGCAUGUAUUUUAGAACUGUUGUCAUCCUUGCUUCAAUAUCUUCCAGAAAUAUCUGUUGUACUUUAUCUUGACUCAUUUUAAUGGAAGUUUUGUUCUAGCUUUUUAGUUCUUUCUAUCUGUGUACAGUUUACUGUGUAUGAUUCUCAGAAGCACAUAAGACUUUGGGAUUACUGCUGUAUAAACCUUAUUUCCUGUCUUUCUUACUGGAUGUCAGGACUAAACAUUUGUCUUUGAUGAGGAAAUUAUGGAACAUGGUGCCCAUCAGAUAUAUGUUUUUGAUAAAUUUGCCAAAGAUGCUCAGAACAAAAGCAAGUUGGAUAAGGUAGUCCCUGGUUACUGGUGGUCCAGUUUUAUGAAACUUAUCAUGCGAAGAUGAUAACUGGAUUUUUGGCGCCAAUUUGCACCAAUCCCGGGUUAUCAGUGCCAAUAUCCAGGGGUCGUGACUACUAUUAUCACCGAUUUUUUGGUAUCAGCAAUUUUGUUAUUGUCACGCCAUCAGGAACAGAACCCCUGCCAAUAACCAGGGACUUCAUUAUUUUCCUCUUUUCAUUCCUGAGUAAGUUUGUUUUUAACAGUUCAGUACAGUACAGCUUAUAGUUGCCACUGUUGUCCUCUUGUUUUUGGUAAUACUGUAGAGCAUUAAAUAUGAAAGGAAGUACAGUAUAUUAAUAGGAUAAGACUAGAAAGAUUUCUUUUUUUUAUUUGACAACUGCCAAAGUUAGAUUAGUCUAAACCCAUCUUUACAUUUGUAGUUUGCAGUUGUUGGAUCUUUCUAAUUUAUCUGUGUCUUCCAGAGUAAUGAGAAAUUAAGACCAGUUCAUGCAAUUUUUGGAGCAUUACCCCUGCAGGUUUCAUGUACGUAUUCAUAUUUCUGAUAUUUCUGUUGAAUUAGGGUAUGUUUCAGAUUCAUAGAAUAUUUAUACUAGAACACAAAGAUUGUUUCCUACAGCAUUUGUAAUUAUUCUCUGAAUGUUGUCUUACAUUCACAUAUAUUAGUAGGCCUUCAUUGAGAUUCGUGUUACUUGCUGCAAACAAAGUACUGUACUGUAAGCUCUUUGUUCAUCAUAUAUAAUCAGCACUGUACAACAGCAGUAGUUUUGGUGACUCAUGGCAACACUAGCAAGAAUUGAAGCUUUUGAUCACUAUGAAAGAUAUUUCAUAUCUCUAACCAUUGGGAUAAUGGUCUCUUAAGGGUGAUGUAGUUUUUUCAUAAUGAUAAUUUGUACAUGGAUGUGGAUAAUUAAGUUUUUAGUGUAUAUUUAUUGAGGUGUUUAAUAUUAGCAUUCCUCAUCAAGAAUUAAAAAUGAGGUCAUUAUAAUCAUCUGGCAUUCAAUGGUCAUGGGAAAUGUUAGGUAAUGAGAAAAUUUCUGGUGAAGAGGCAUGAGGUUGGAAUUACAUGUACUACAGUGGUAUAUUGCACAGAAAUCAUAUUUAUCUGAGGUAUUGUUAGUGCAGCUGCUUGUACUGAAACUUAGUGAAUUUGGUAUUAAUGGGAUCACAGAGUGAAGUAAAAGCGUCUUUUUGUAUGAAUGGAAUUUGUUAAUGCAAAUCCCAUUGGAGGAUGUAGCGUGCAAAUGUAUGUCUGCAUGCAGUUUAAGAAUGUAAUUUUAGAAUUUUCAUCUCAUAUCUAUGUUCAACUUUUAUGUUCAAUGAUAUAUCCACCAGACAAAAGUAGAGGUUGAUAUUUUUGUACAUAUACCAGAGAUUCUUGUAAUGAAAGCACACUUCAGGAGAAGUUGUACCCUUUUGUGUCAGUGGAGGUCUUUCUUGCCAACGGAAAUAUGAUAUUUACAUGUUGGAUAUUGGAAGAAGGAUUGCUUGUUACAUUUUGCAGCAUUCAAGGUAUUGUUUUAGGGGGGAUUAAUAGAGUAAUUAGGAAAUAACAGACUUCUAGAGAAAAUCGGUUCCAAAUAAAAAUGCAGUAGCAUCUAACAUAUUUCAUGGAAGACAUUGAUUGAAUUUUGGUAUUGGCAAAUUAGAAUGCCUUUUGUCUGUUAUGGUUCAGCAUAUGUAUUGAUAAAUGAAGAGCCGAAGGUCUGUACGGGGUUUCUACUUAUAGCUAGGAGGAAAGAACAAUCAGAUGAAUUGUUGGGUGAAGAGAUAAUUUUCUUGUAGGGUUAGAUACAGAAUGAAUGAUAGGGUUAGAUACAGAAUGUACUCUUCAUUCAUGGCUGAGGUUUGUCAGUGUCAGUUUUUUAUGCGAACAGUUUCUUCUUCCACACAUCUACAUGGCUAGAGCAAGAAAUGCCAUAAACAGAUUAUAAUAUGGAAUAUGAGGAUGGUACUGUAAUUUAAAACUGUUUAGGAAAAAUGACAUGAAUUUGAGAAAAUAUGAAAAACAAGAAUGAAAAAUUGGAACAAAAAGAAAACACAUUAAUAAAGUGAGUUUUAGAUGAAGUAAAAGGCAAAUGAAAAUAAAUUAUACAAAUAUGAAAUAUGGGAAAACUAAAAAAAAAAUUUUUAAAUGAAAAAUCAUAACUGAUAAACAAAUGUACAAGUUUCUUGGGUCUGGAAACCAAGGUUUGUAAUGUUAGGAUGUCUUUAGUUAGGCAAUUGAUAAUGCAGUUCCUUAUAGUUGCUGUUUACUGUGAUAGACUUACAAGCUAAAAAAUGAAAAGAAUUUACUUAUUAAAGUUAUACAUUUUUUAACAGGUUCUUUUUAGCUCAUCAUAUCUUACUCAUCUCAUAGUUGGAUAUUAUUAUCACAAAAAGUAGUGAAAACCCUGUGUUUUUAUCAAAGAAGUGAAAACAUUUUAUAAAUCAGAAAACUGUAGUUGGCUUUAUGAGACUGAUUCUGUCCAUUUGUUGUCGUACGUACUGUAAUAAAUAAUGAAUGAAAAUUAUAUAUCUUGGGUAUUUGUCCAGCAUGGGUUUGAAGAUGGUUUGGUUGAGAAACCUUUGCUGGGAAGAAUUUGGCUGUGGAUCUUUUAGGGGAAGUUUUUCUCCUCUUAUUUGUGGAUGUAUACUUCACUUCACCUGUACUCAGGUUUUAAGAUUUUUGUGAAUCCUUUGAUGGAAUCGUAAUUGGAAUUGAGAAUUUGGAUGCAUAUUGCCACUUUAAGUUACUUAAUGAUGAUUCAGAUGAUUUUUAUUUUAUUAUCCUGCCAUUAUUGUAGACUCAUGUUGUAGAGCAUGCGUCUGAAGAAGGUUGAUAAGAUGCUCACUGAACAUCAAGAAUGGAAAUCUUUUUCUUGAUGACUUCUUGUCAUUUUGUUUAUCAGUUCCUGUUUCUACACUAGUCUAGGGUAGUUUUUCUAUGGCAGCCCAAGACACCAGUAAGAUAUCUAAUUUUGCCUAUUAAUAUUAUUUUUAUGAUACUUUCCCCUGAAUGUUUCUACUUGGUAAUUUGGUGUCAAAUAUUGAGUAAGGAUAGAUUUAUUGAUAAUUCAUAUCAGUUAUUAUCUUGUUGCUCCUUGUUCAUCCCUAUGUUAGAGUACAGCUCAUUUUAUCCUUUCUUGUAGGCACUACUCUUUAUUUAUUUUAUAACUUUGAAGCCAUUCAACACAAUAUUACUCUUGUCUGAUUGUUGGAGCUGAUGAAUAUAUGAUGCUGGUAUGGAAGUUGGUGAUGAUUGCAGGCUCAGCACCCUCCAAAGGUAACACUGAUAUUGGUUGUAGAUAUUUACUGUUAACUCUAAAGAAUCUUUAUUAUACAUGUAUGAGAUCCGUUGAUGUAAUUCUAGGCAGUGAAUGCCUGCUGUAAGUGUGGUUGCAAUGGUAAUAAUUAUCCCUAGGUGUUACUGACUUUGUAGAGUAGUUUUUAUUAUUUUCCAGAGUAGCUUCAAUCAAAGUUUCUCAUUUCCUAAAAUGUGUUGUAAUUCUUAUAUGUCAUUGUAAUGCUAAAUAUUUAUCUGGCAUGUUACUUUGGUGAGAUUACCCAUAGUUGAAUUGUUGGUUCAUUUUUUAUACCUGUGUUCAUUGUAGACUUAGAUUAAAAUUUUGGUUGUAGGAGGUUGCUGGUUCAGCAUUAUUUAGGGGAUUAUAUUUGUAUUUAAUCUCAACUUAAAACUUAUAUUUUUGCAUGUGGAUUAUCUAUAAGUAUGUUGACUACUGAAAAAUUAUUAUAUCUUUAUUUUACCUUUACCUUAGACCUUUUUUGUGUGUUUGAAUGCUAGGGAAAUCUGAUCCAUGAUCUGGUAAGUCAUUGCAGGGUGAAUGAGAGAGAGAGAGAGAGAGAGAGAGAGAGAGAGAGAGAGAGAGAGAGAAGCGCUGAAAACUUUUCACAAGGAAGGGUCUUAGGAACUGCUCUUUAUGUUAAGUGUUAGAGAAGUAAGGGGGAUGUACAUCAGAGUAGCCGUUGCAGUUACACUGGCUUUUGUUUUAACUGGAGUCCUGCAGUGUGGUUAAGAAAAUGCCCUUAUAGAACCCAAGACCGAAAAAGGGAAGGUGAGAAGAAUGAGGAAGCAAAAUGGUGGAAUGUAAUGCAGAAGGGAGUAAUAGAUUCACCAUGUAAGAGAGUUAAGGAUCUAAAAAAGAAAAAAAGAAUAUUACAGAGAAGGUGAGGUUAUACAUAGAAGGAAAGUCUGAUAAAUGUGGAAGAGGUUGUUCAGCAUAAUUUUGUGUACUUCUCAGAAAAAAAAAGUUAUAACCAGCAUUCCUGAAGGUUUUCUUUGAUUGGUAGGAUUAUGGUUAGUCAGGAUCUGCCCAUCACACUAUUUCUUUAUGUACCCACAUUUGUAAGACUUUUAUUGUUAAUCUUAGUUUUAUUGAUAACUACCGUAUUUGUAUGCCAGUCAUUGAGGAUGUGAUCCCAUUUUUUUGCAUUUGUGUGAUAAGAUCAUGCAAAAACUAAUAUCAUUCUUUUUUCAUACAUUUGAAGGUUAAUUUAUAACAGUGAAUAUUUUUUUCAAGAAACUACUGGCUGCUAAAUGACAUUGUUGAAAUGGCUCAUUCCUAUUUUAUAUUGUUUUUUAUGAUAUACUAUGUUGAUUUUAGUAUCUUCAUCAUCAAUUUUCUCAAUAGAGUUCAGUAAUGUUCAAUGUCAUUGAUCCGGUGCUAUGAGUGAUCCGUACUUUGGAGUCAGCCUUGUGUAUUUUCUCCUUAUGGCAUUCUUGUGACCUCAUUCAGUAGGGCUGCCAAGGAAAAAUGUAAACCUUUUUAUUGCCUCAUAUUUUGAUGUGUCAGACUCAUUUACUAAUUGCUUCGUCUGUGCUAAGGUGUAAAAAGUUUGUGAGCUUGUGCAUCAUGCUUAGAAAAGUAUUUAUGUGAAAUACCAACUAUUGUGUGGCUAAAUUAUUCAAAAAUAACUUACUAUAGCUUAUUUAUAUUGGUGUGUGCCAUUGAUUUAAGUAAUAAAGAAUAGAGGAAUGAAGCUUCUAUUAAGUGAAUGGUUUGUAUCAAGAAGACAAAAUUUCUUUGAAAAAUACUUCCCCCCCCCCCCCCCCCAUUGGGAUACUACUGUAUUUACGAGAGUGUGGAUUCACUGAUGUUCCCUAGCAAAAUGGAUUUAUUCAGCAAGCAGUGUUCUUGGUUGCUCGCAAUAAGUUAUCUGCCUUUAUACCAAUUGUUCAUUCAGAUCCAUACACUAUAUCCAUGACUUAAUUUUUUAAAUGAAUCUUACCUCUCUAUUAUGGUAGUUGUAACUUCUGCAUCAGGUGGAAGGAUGAAAGAGUUUAAAAACUAAAUAUUUACCCAUAAUAGAAUUGUUUAAUUUGAAAUAUGUAUUGUUCCAUCCCUUUUGGGUGAUUCAAGCAUCUGUUGUUGAUCAUUCAGUUUUUUCACUGUCGUCAGCCAGUGAGGAUGUAUUGGAGUGUUUACUUUUGCAGCAUUAGUGAUUAUAUUGUUUUCUGAAUUAUGAGUUUUGCCUUGGUUUUUGUCAAUAUAUAGGAUGUCAUCCCAAGAGGGUAAAGACAAAUUGUUUUGAGUCUGUAAGGUACAAGAGUGUAUAGCCAACUUUACUCUUCAGUUUAUGAUGGUCACAACAUAUGUUAAAUGUAAGAACAAAAAUUGUUCUUUUUACGAUCGCUGUGAUCAGUGUAUUGUCUGGCCAGAUGAAGUAAUGAGUAUGUUUAAAGUAGAAGCAGAUGAGAGAAGCAGAUAAGAAGAGAGAAAGACAGAAAAAGAUUCUUCUAACACUAGGAUAGGCAGUUAGGUUAUAGGUAAGAGUUUCUCUUCCUUUUACGGUCUGUCAGAUAGCAGCUCUUCCUUCUCUCCCUGUUUUCCUUGUAAUGCUUCUUCAUAUUAUUUUGUCUCCUCUCAAACCUUCCCUGUACCAUUCAGGAUAUGAGGUUUGGCAAAUAAGAAGCCACCAAUGUAUUUAGUUUUAGGGCUGCAUUUAAAGUUUAUGGAGGUAACCUCUUGGACACUUGCUACUUUACCAGCCCAGUUGAAUCAUCUUUUUUUGUUUUCCCCCCUUGCGAAAGAGGAAAUGCCAACACUCACCCUCUCUCUUAGCCACUCCUUGUGACAUUCCUACUGUUUGGGGUAUACAGACAAGCGGGAUAUAUCUGGGAGUGGAAACGGUUUGUACCCAUUGUCAGCUUCCUCUGGCCAACCUGGUAUGUGUCAUAUACAGGUUGGUGAUUGGUUGCUGAAAGAUGCAUGCAGCAAAAUCAAGCGAAGUUCGCAUAGGCAUGAGGUAGAUAUGUUGGGUAAUGAUAAGCGCACUCACUUAGUCCCCAGUUAUCGGUGGGGAUUCUGUUCCGACGACUUGAUGAUAAGCGAAAGUCACUGAUAAAGGAGAAUUGGUGAUUUUCGGUGCUUAAUGGUCCGAUAACCAGAUUUUGGCAUCAAUAACCAGUUAAUGGUGCAUCUGUUAGGUAUGUAUCAUUGCAGUACUCUAUUAUCGGUGCCAAUAACUGGAAAUCGGCACAUUUCAGCGAAAAAAUUUUUUGGCGCUAGACAAGCGCCAUAACUGGAUCGCCAAUAACCAUGGCUGCCAAUAACUGGGGAGUGCCUAGUGUUUGCCUGUUUGACAAGCGAAUACCUCUUUGAUUGCUACUAUCUCAGUAGCAGAUUAGACUGGAUCAUCUUCCCCUUCUUUAGGUUUUUGAUGUAGUCUGAUUCGGCUGUUUCAGUUUUACCUUCCAGUGAACUUGGUGGCAGCGCAGGAUAGUGUUGAAUGUAUACUGUACAAGCAACCUCUGUUUUAUGCACAAAUGAUACCUUGGUGCUGAGGUACAAGACAGUGCCAAUCAUUCCUCUUGUAUGGAGCAGGUUUUUUUUUCAAGUUAAGUAUUUUAUAGGGAAGUUGAAAACUCCCUCUUCUCUAGGACCAGCAGUAUUUUAUAGAGGAGUUGAAAACUCCCUCAUCUCUGGGACCAGGAGGUUCUACUACUGCCACCCCUUCUCAGGAUUUUCUUCUGAUGAGCCUAAGAUUUCAAUUGGAUUCUGGUGUUGAAGAAGUGAAGGUAGUGUAAUCAUCUUUUCAGAGACUGAUUAAGGUCUGUGCUAGCAGUCUCUGAAAUACUUUGGUCUGCCAGUCCGUUUCCUUGUCAUUAGUUCGUCACAUGGGAGGUUUAUUUGCGCAUCAGGGAUUGAGCGUAUGAGUCUAAUCAGUCUCCUCAUUCUAGAUUGCUGUCAUCUACAAAGUUGAUCCUUGCUUCCUUUCCUGAACUUGCUUUGAACCUGCACCUUCUGAUUCUACUGGUCUAGUAGCACAGAGGUUUGGCUGCUUUUUAAGACAGGUUUUUUUGUCAUGGGCAUUUCAGACACUUUUAGCAUUAGUACCAAGCUCCACUUAGGCAUCAGCAUUUCCUUGGGCAUUACCUGCCACAUUCUUGGCUUUCAGACGCAUUCUGUAUUAAUGCCAGCAUCUCCACAGGCGUUAACUGGGCAUUAGAGUCAGCUGCCACAUUGUCAGUACUUCAGACACUAUUUGUGUUAGCGCCAGUGUCUCCUGGAGUGUUAACUGGGCACUGGGUCCACCCGCUACAUUGUUGGCACUUCGAAUGAUUUUGGUACUGACACCAGUGGCUCUUCUGGCAUUAACUGGAUGUUAGCCCCAGCUGCCGCAUCAUAGGCGCUUCAGACACUUUUGGUGUUGGUGCCAGUGUCUCCUCAGGCAUUAACUUGGCAUUAGCACCAGCCACCACAUCAUCGGCACUUCAGACACAUUCAGCAUUGGAGUCAGUCUCCUCAAAUGUUAACUGGGCACUAAGCUGCAGCCACCACAUUGUCAAUGCUUCAGAUGUUUUCGGCAUUAGCUCCAGUGUUUAACUAGGGCUUCAACACCAACCACCACAUCAUCAGCCCUUCAGAUGCUUUUUGUGUUAGUGCCAGCUUCUAAUUAACCAUUAACCAGGCAUUAGCUCCAGCCACCACAGCGUUGGUGCUUCAGACACUUUUGAUGUUAGCACCAGCAUCUCCAUGGGCAUUUUCCAGGCGUUAGUCCCAGCUGCCACAUUGUCAGCACUCCAGACUUUUGGAGUCAGCCACCACUUCAUCAACGUGGGAAAGUACUAGCACAGAGUUCCUCUGCUUGGAUAGAACAUGUUCUGACUCCCUGGGGGAAUCUUUACACUUCUUUACAAUGCAAAGGUUGACCGCCUAGAAAAUUUAUAUGCUUUACUCACAUCUUCAGUCUCUGGGUCAGAACCAAUGUUAUUGUGCAACACCCAUUCAUUAUUUGCUGUAGGAUUUGGCUUUGGGCUCAGUCAUGCAGGAGUUGGAGAAGUAGACUCCAGGGAGUUGUUUUGUCACUCACAAGUGUUGAGUUGCCCUUAACCAAAGCAACAGCCUGCAUUUUUAUGUUGGUGCAAAGUGCCAAGAGAAGGAGUGUUAUGGCACUCCCUUCCUUUUCCAGGGUCCCCUAGUGAAUUGACUGUUAGUUUACCUGUCCUGCCUACACUACAGGGAAAAGCUCCAGAUUUUGCUGUGAGAUGUAGGUUUUCUUUUGCAUGGGAUAGUAGAAUUUGCUGCAGAGUUAGCUCUGGCAUCUAUAAUUGUCCGUUUUUGGUAUUGAUGCUUCAGGAGUGAUAGAGACCAGCACUGAAUGCCUCAAAGCAAACCUUUCUUCCUUUGCUGUUUGCCUUAGGUACUCCAUUUACUCUGGAGGUGACAAGUAUGGUUUUAGUAGCAAUUCAUAGGAAGAUUGGAUGCAGUCUGUAAACAUGCUGGAGGCUAAUUUCCUCUGUGCUACUCCCCAAGUUUUUACGGUGCGUCCUCGAAUUAUGGCGGGGGAUCUGUUUCGGUGCUGCGCAAUGAGGUGAUUUCCACCGUAAUUCAGUUUUCGCCAUUAACAGCACUUUAACAGCACUCAUGGCAUCGUAACUCGAAUUAUGGUGUUGCAACAUGAUAUGGCAUCAAGUUAAGCACUGUAAGCACCAUUAACUUUAUGCUUAUUCUUGCCGUUAGCACUGUCAACAGCACUAAAAAAGCGCCAGAUCGAAUCGCCGUAAGUUGGUGGCAACAUAAGUUGAGGACGCACUACAAGAAUCCUCUCCUAGUUGGGCAAGUUGACUCACUUGUUGCUCCUCUUUCUAGACAGCUCUUUGAGUCUAGUGGACAGCCAAGGAGAAGCCUGAGGGCAAAGUUAAUCUUCUAAAUUAGUAAGUCUGUGGGGAAUAUCAAUAAAUAUUCCAGAUAGCUGUCUCUGCUGAGACAAAUGCCUUUUGUAGAGAAAGUGGAACCAGUUUAAGGGUGAGGUCAAUCCAAUUCUUUGCCACAGGAUUCUACUUUUGUCUGACAGUUCAGGAUCCAAAAGCUUUGGCAGUAGACACAUGCUGUUGGACUGGUUUUAUCUAGAUGUUUGUACUUUUCCCCCUUUGACUGAUUCAAAGAGUUAUGACCAAUUCUGACUAACAGAAAAUUCAUGUUGACCAUGGUGACUGCAUGGUUGCCAUGCAGGGAAUGGCAACAAAAUUUCCUAUCUCAGAACCUCCCCAUGCUUCAGCUGGCCGUGUGCAGACCCUUGAUUGUCUCUUGUGAAUGAGAGGUUUUCCCAAGGAGUAUAGAUCAGUAAUUAGUUCCAGAAGGCAAUCGACUAAUACACUGCACAAGAUUCAGUGGUCAGUCUUUAGAGCUUGGUACUUUUGCAAUAGGAUUUCUUGGCCCAUACCUCUAUAAUAACCUAGAGAAGUUCUUUAUUCAUUUACGAUACACUAAAGAUAUGUUUGUUCAUGCUACUGAUGGCUAUUGCUUCACGUUAAUCUCUGUGUUGAGGCAUUCUGGUUUGGCACUCUCUGCUAACCUGUACAUUAAGGAAUCCUUCCGUUCCCUCAAUAUAGUUGGGACUUGAUGUAAUGCUGAAGUGUUUAAGUAUGCCUCCAUUUAAACCCUUAAAUUCAGGUGUACUAAAAGAUUUGAUGGUUAAAACUGUGUUUUCAGUUUACAGUCAGGGAACUCCAUGUCUCUUCUUGCAAUGUGGACUUUACUUCACAAAAACAAUAAUUUUAUUGUUGCUCUUCUUCAGGGCAAAGAAUGAAUGUUGAGUCUGGAUUGUCCUUUUAUUUCCAGUCUGUCUUCUUUGGUGCCAGAUGGGAAAAAUCCUCCCUAUGUCCAGUCACAGCAAGGUCUCCAAGGGCAAAGGACUAUGGACUUCAGACAGUGAUAUAAACCAGAUUGACCUAUGGCAAGAAAAUCCAUGGCGCCUCUGUUUGAGAACCUGGUUAAGGAAGCACACACUAAUUUUGAUCCUUCUUUCUUACCACUCCUGAAGGUAAACUUCAUGGUGAGAGCAGUGACAACUACCUUCAGUCUCCAGCCUUGAGUGUUGUCAUUGCAAUUCAGUGGAGAUGUAACUCCAUAUUCACAUCGCACUAAUUGAGAGAUGUAGAGCGUCAGUAUAAAUCAUGCAGAGCACUAUCACCCUCCUGAAUGGAGUAUGAAGGUGCCUAUUUUGAGAUAAAGAGAAGAGCCUUCAUUCAUUGACCAUCUUUGCUCAGCUGACCUAGGCAGAAGGUCUUUAGUCCUACUUUCUUCCAAGUGAGAGUGGUAUCCCUUUCAAGGAGCCUCCAGCAUCUUUCAGAGGUCCUUGUGGUCUAAUGAGUUAGUCCUCCCCCUCCCUGGUAACAAUACCAACAGAUGGAUUCUAAUCCCUGGUAAGAAGCAUCUUAUUCAUGGUCGAAUUUUGUUUCCUUGUGGGUGGUCAUAAUUUGUCCUUGCACCUUUUCCCACCUCCUUUACUUCAAUGUGCAAAGAAGCUAUCAUAAAAGAGGUAGAUUAAUUUAAAAACUAGAAAUUUUUGUAAUAAAAUUUAUUUUUUAACUGCUUACCUCACUGCUAUGUAGUAACCCACCAACCUCCCUCCCCAUUCAUGUGAACUUUGAAAAAACUGAAUGGUAAACAAUAGAUGCAUGAAUCAAUCACUCAAAAGGGAUGGGUCGAUGAACUGUUCAAACCAAGCGAUCAUAUUCAUUUUUUAGUUUUAACACUAUCGUUCACCAGCCUGACAUGGGAAUUACAGCUUUUAUAAAGGGUGGUAAGUAUUUAAAAAAAUAGAUUUUAUUACAAAUUUUUUUUAUUUUAUGAAGCAAACCUAGCUUGAGAAAAUGGCCCUUAACUUUCUUGAUUAUUAAUUAUAUAGUUACUUAGUUGAAAUGCAUUACCACCUAAGAAAAUCUUAUUUCAAACUAUAAUAUUUCAUACAUUUGCAUUGUGAAUAUGUAUGAUUUUGGUACAUAUUGAUCUUCUGAAGCAAGAAGAUUCGAAUGAUGGAGCUCCCUUAUAGAAUCUGAGAUUAGAUGUAAUGAAUGAGAGGACAAAUGAGUAUUUUGAGCAUACAGCACUUUUAUACCAUGUAUGUUGAACAUCUGUCAUGAUCUUGGUAAUUUUUGACUUAGCUUAAUUUAUAUCCAACAUUAAUUAGUAGCUUGUAUAAAACUGCUUUGUGCUGCUCAUAUGAUAUAAUGCACUAAUUUUGUUUAAGAGUAAUGUAUGUGAUAUUUUAUUAAUUGUUUUUGAGUUUCUCAAGUUUUCUAAAUAGAGGUAGACCAUUGACUUUCUGGCAUCCUUAGUUCCUGAGCCACACCAGCUUUUCUUUUUCCACAUCAGUGAUGGUUCCUUCUUGGCAACACACACUAAAACAAAUAUUAAUUAUAAACUAAAUAAAUGAAACACAGGUAUAAAUGACACAAGUUUAUUGAUAUUUUACUGUACAGGUUCCUGUUUCAGUAUCAAUAUAAAAAAAAAAUCUCAACAGAUGCCUAGCACUGGGACCACCAGAUCAUUCAGUGCUGAAAAAAAGAAACCCACACCAGGAGCUUGGGAUCAGAGGGGUCGACCCUGUAUUAAAUAACGCACUCUACAAAGGCGUGCAUCCUUCAAAUAAUUACCUCUACUGGACUAGUUUUCCUGCAUCUGUCCAUGCCUGCGUAAUCGUUUGCUCAAUAUUAGUCCUAUAUUAUGAUUCAGCAAGACAUUCUCAAUUGCUAAUACUGUGCAGUACGUAUAUGCAUAUUUAUAGCAGUUCUUACCAAAUCCUUUUUCUGAAGAUUUACCAGAUAUAGGCAAAAUUAGCAAAUAAUGUAAAUAUUUGACAAUCACCGCCAGGAUUAACAAAGUAAACAAACAGAAUGAUUGCUGGAACACAGUGCCAUCUGUCAGCACCCAGAAAACUAGUAGUCUAGUGGUGGGUGGAAUUUUAAGGUUUUGAUGGGCAUUUUAAAGUUACAUUUGUAAUUUUGUCUGGUUUAAAAGAGAUUCUGGACCAGCAACUACCAGAAAAUCAAUGGUCUACCUGUACUGUAUUUAAAUAAUCUUAUUUUAGUUGGAUUAUUUUGGUUUGAUUAAUAAAGCAGACAACUGCAAAAUUAUUUAUCAAGCAUUUUAUGAAUUCUGAAUAUCACACAUCACAUCUCUUUAAGUUGAGGGGCAUGGUUUGGAUGUGAUUGUUAUAGAGUUAACUAAACUUUGUGUGCAAUAUAGCUCAUUUUGUUUUGAAAUACAAAAGCUGUCACAGUCCUGAUGAAACUCUUCUACCUGCAAUAGUCACAUAGUCACCUGAACAGUCAAAGCAUUGAGCUUCAGGUCAUUCAUUAGCCAGAUAACUACAUUUUGUAUUCAUAGGUAUGGGAAGGUUUUGUUGUGAUGCUUCCAAUCCCAAAUUCUGUUGUAGAUUUAAAAGAAAUUUGCAUUUUGGAUAAAACAGUCAUAAGAAAAGGCAAAAUUUGUUUUGAAUAAUUAAAUUUGCAUUUAAAAACUGACCUAAAACAGGUGUUCAUUUCCUCUACACUGGAGGUUUUGUAAGUUGAAAUUUUUUUUUUUGUAAGUUGAUAUUUUUUUUGUAUUCUGAAAGUUUACAGUGAUUAAUAAAUACUCUUAUUUUUAUAAUUUUAUGUAAACUCAAGAUGUUUCUUUUUCUGGAGCUUACAUGAAUAAAUAAAUGAUAAAUCUUAAUUAUGGGGGAGUGUUGGCUUAAUAUUCUGCUUAUGUAAUGGGAAUCUGACAUGGUGCCUGUGCUCUAAUGGCCCAUUCUCUUCUUUUAUAUAAUUACAGUAUAUAUAGUACAGCUUGUGUACAUUAGAAGUCUUUAAACGUAGCUGUGAUAUAGAUUGUUGUCUGUAUUGAUUGCAUUAGUGGUUCAUUUCACUUUAAUUCUUUAAAAUGCUCACAAUUUUAAACUACCCAUAAAGAAAUAUGGUCUUUAUUAGGGCAAUCUUAGAGCCACGCUGAGACAUCAGAACCUUUGUUAGUCUGUAAUUCACUUGUACUUGUUUUCAGAAGUAUUUCUUUAUAAUCUUCCCAUAUUUUUUUUACAUGUAUUUGGUUGGUAAUGAACAAAUUAAAGCUACUAGUCUGUCGUGGUUGAAAAUUUUUAUAUUUGCACUACAGCAUAUACAUUAUUAUAUGUUAGUUCAUGAUAAUUCUUUAUAAGUUAAAAGCCAUGUUCAGUAUUGUAGUUUACAACACUGAAUAUGUAAAUCAUAUUUUUCUGUAAAGUUGAUUGUAAUUUGUGCUUUUCGUAUAGGUAACACGUACUGUACAUAGAUAUAUAUAUUUGUGUUUAUAAUUUAUUCAGUUUAGUAAUACUAAAUGAUUAUUAUUAUUUCAUCUUAUCCUUUUGAUCUGAGUUGGGAUAAGAAGUAACCAAAUGAAAGGCAAACAACCCAGCCCAAACAAGAGAGAAAUGAGGUUCACACCCCAGGGGCUAUAAGUAGGGAGAUGCCUUUGCAUUCCACUCCUUUAGAAGCAUUCUGUUUAUUAUAGAGUGAUUCUUAGUGAAGUACAGACAAGCUUGUUACUAAUCCCAUAAAUAUAAUGGAUCAAAUCUCA